Molecule: messenger RNA, 3038 nt
Organism: Pseudophryne corroboree (corroboree frog)
Lineage: Eukaryota; Metazoa; Chordata; Amphibia; Anura; Myobatrachidae
Gene: ACE2
Product: angiotensin converting enzyme 2
Exons: 11
Coding region: 15-1436 (473 amino acids)
Biological process (GO): proteolysis
Cellular component (GO): plasma membrane
Molecular function (GO): metallopeptidase activity; peptidyl-dipeptidase activity
Source: RefSeq, a predicted model, not a curated record
GCUCAGGGAGAAACAUGUUGGUCUUCCUUUGUCUCCUCUGUACCUUGGCCCUUUUUGGCCCCUCAACCCAAGACGUAACCAGCGAUGCCCAGGCGUUUUUACAGGAAUAUCAAAGAGAAGGAGAACAAUUGUAUCAUCAAUAUGCACAAGCACAAUGGGAAUAUAAUACUAAUAUCAAUGAUGAGAAUGCCCAGAAAAUGGGUGAAGAAGGUGCCAAGUGGUCUGCAUUUUACAAUAAUGCCAGCGAAAGCUCCGCAAGAUACCCAAUAGACGAAAUUAAUAGCACUACCAUCAAAUUACAGCUGAUCUAUCUGGGAGAGAAGGGAUCAUCUGUUCUACCAACUGACAAAUAUACAAGAUUGAAUAAAAUUCUAAAUGAGAUGAGCACGAUCUACAGUACCGAAACUGUAUGCAGUCCAGAUGGAUCAGUCUGCCAUGCCUUUGAACCAGCUCAUGAUGAAACAUAUUGUGAUCCUGCAGCUCUUUUCCAUGUGGCUAAUGAUUAUUCUUUCAUCAGGUAUUAUACACGGACUAUUUACCAAUUCCAGUUCCAGGCUGCACUCUGCAAAGCUGCAAAGCACAAUGGACCCCUUCACUCUUGUGACAUCACUAACUCUACUGAGGCUGGAGAUAAAUUACGGGCCAUGUUGAUGCUAGGGAAUUCCAGACCCUGGCCUGAAGCACUUGAGAGCAUAACAGGAACUCCCAAGAUGGAUGUCCAACCACUGCUGGAUUACUUUAAGCCAUUGUAUAACUGGUUAGAGGAGGAUAACCGAGUCAAUAACAGGGUAGCCGACUGGACAAAAAACUGGUAUCCAUACUCGGACAAUUCAAUCAAAGUUAGAAUAAGUCUAAAAGCUGGACUAGGUGCUAGUGCGUAUAAGUGGGACAUCAGUGAAUUGAAUUUGUUCAGGUCGACAAUUGCAUAUGCCAUGACUAAAUAUUUUGCUGCUAAAAACAACCCAGUUCAAUUUUCAGAUGAAGAUGUACAUGUUUAUGAUGAAACCGCAAGAAUCUCAUUCUAUUUCUGCGUUUCAAUGCCAAAUAAUAUCAGCGAUAUAGUACCAAAAUCUGAUGUUGAAGAGGCUGUUCGGAUGUCAAAAGGUCGAAUCAACAGUGCCUUCUAUCUGGAUGACUACUCCUUGGAAUUUUUGGGUAUUCCCCCCACACUCGCGCCCCCUGGAGAAGAGUCUGUCACAGUGUGGCUAGUGGUGUUUGGCAUAGUGGCUGGACUGCUACUCGUCGCUAUGGUUGUUCUACUAGUUCUUGGUCACAUGGACAAGAAAAAGAAAAGAAAAGCUGACAGAGAGAAGGAAGCCCAAUUACUUAAUGAGAGAUAUGAAGAAGUUUUGAUUGCAACUACGGAAGAGAAAGAUGCAGUUUGCACAUAUGAAAGUGAAGGAGAAGAGAAUAAAGCUUAUGAAGAAGCAUUUUAACCUAUGCACUGUUGUGCAGUCAUUGCCAUUAUAUCUUUUAAGGACACCUGGCUUUCCAUACAAAUCCUUAUCGUGUUAACAUUCUCUAAAGACAUCUAUAGUUCCCAAGGAUCCAUCUGCAGGUGUAUGGGUUUUGCCAGGGCUCCGUGCAGUGACUAAUAAUACUGCUUCAUUUGUUCUUUUGUCAAGGACUUGAAUCUGUUUCAAGGUAACAAUUAAUAUCAGCAAAUUGCAACAUGUCAACGUGCCUUCUGUUCUCAAACCAACGGUUCUUAAUGAUACUCUCUGGUGACGCCCCAUGGUGGGCCUUGUGUAGCUGCUGUGUUCCUAAAACCUGGCGUGAUUUUAUAAUAACCCUUUCCAAACAUACUGUACACACAAUGCAAGAGUUUACUUACAUACACAUACUUGCACACAGGGCUGACGAUAACAGGUUUGGGCCACCUAACACAUUUUGACCCUGGGUCCAUUUCCUUAAAAGAGAAGAUUAAAAUCAUGUUAUAUCUCAGUGACUAAUUAUUGUAACAAUAAUUUGAUUUUGUUUUGGGGUGGAUUAUUAAACAAGCAAAUGCAACAAAACCCAUAACAUUUUACACUGAAAGUUCCCAACAGGUGGGUUGUUUAUCUUUCACCUGAGUAUCCCCAAUUACUGCACUUCAGGAGAUCAUCUGUGGGCUGUACUCUAAGUUUUAUUGCACUGUAAAAGCAAAAAAGAAAUGUAGAUGAUCUAUAUUAAGUAGUAGAACUGUAUAUCAGUAGAGGAGUGAUAAAGUGAUCUGCCGAUUCUGCUCACUUGAGAAAUGACAAUGAUGCAGGGAUUGCAUGUGACAUGACAAUGAGGUUGUGGCCUCAGGUCCUCAGUAACAGCCAUGCUUGAAUUCAUCAACGUAUUUGAAUUUUUCUGGUUCCCUAAAGAUUACAGAUACAGUAAUAGCUGGCCCUGCCUCAGACUCCCCAACCGGGAUCCGGUCUCUAAGUCGACAGUAACAAGGUCGACAAUGUCUAGGUCGACCACUAUUGGUCGACAGUAACUAGGUCAACAGGGUCUCUAGGUCGACAGGGUCUCUAGGUCGACAGGGUCUCUAGGUCGACAUGAGUUUUUCAAAUUUUUUGAACCUUUUCAUACUUAACGAUCCACGUGGACUACGAUUGGAACGGUAAUCUGUGGUAAGCGAAGUGAGAAACCUUGCCCGAUGCAUGGCGAGCGAAGCGAGCCAUGCGAGGGGACACUGUGCACUAAUUGGGGUUCCCGGUCACUCUACGAAGAAAACGACACCCAAAAAACUAAUGUCUACCUUUUGACCUGUCGACCAAGAACAUGUCGACCUAGAGAACCUGUUGACCUAGAAACCCUGUCGACCUAGUUACUUAUGACCAAUAGUGGUCGACCUAGUUACUAUCUACCUUCCAUACCACACCAUCCCCAAGCUCUGUGUCCCUCCACUAUGGGUGUCCAUACAUGUGUAUGAUUUAUACUGUAUAUAGAUGGAUUAAAUUUUAUUUGAAUUUGAACAAGUUAUUAAGGUAUAAAAUAUAACACAUUUGUUUACAUUUAUGGAUUACAAUAAAUGCAGUAAUUGAUGCCUCUACCUUGUUUUGCAA